CCCCUCCUCCUCCCCUCCGGGAGCCAUCUACAUACGACACUCGCCUCCCCCCCUUCCCCUUAUCGCCUCCAGCAGCCAUCAUACUAACGUAGUAAGGUGCGUAUAUGUAUGAACAGUUGGCAACCUUCGUUACGGGCGUCCCUUGUGAGCUAUCAUAUAUCUAUCUAUUGCCUCUGCGGGCGUGGAGACACCUCUCCAAUGGCUGCCUGCGGCUUAUGCCUCUCUGCCGUCUCGUAGCCAAUGGCGCCCUCCAUUCCCCCGCCACUACGCACUUCUCGUCACAGCGCCGGGUUACUCCAUUUGUAGGUGACAUCCCCCGAUGCCGAGAUGGAACUCGAGCCUCGCAGAUCGCCAUCGAGGAGCGAGGACGCGGCACGGCGAUUGGCUCGCCACUCAGGUUCUGCGGCUUCAACGUCGGAGGCGUAGCGCUCAGAACUCCGGCGUCCAACCAGAUACCUCUCGCAUUUAUCCCCCAUGCAAUCGUAUGAGCGGCGAAACCUCCCAGGUUGUGGUAUCAUUGCUUUUGUCUCUCCCCUUCCCCUCUCUUCUUUUCCCCCGCUGCUCACACGGCACCUCUUACACCAAUCUGAGUGUCGGGAGAAGUGUAUAUAACAAUGCCUACCUACCUACCUGUCUAGUUAUCCAUCACUCUCUCUCUCUCUCCGUCACAGAUGAGAUAGAUACGGUGACCGCACGCAAUAAUAACCCCGUCGAACAAAUGGCCCCUGAACCAAAGCCGAUAGAAAUGAAGAGCCUCGCAGCCUCGCAGGACAACCAGUCGCCCGCUCCGGCCGACUACGACGAGAAGCGGCCUCCGCCGCCCCCCAAGGCCGAGACCAAGGUUUCUCGCCGCGAGUCGGAGGCCAAUUCGUAUGGAAACCUCAUCGACUCCCCCCUAUUCCUGUUCGCGGACUACCUGAUGAUCCCCGUGCUGCCGUCGGUGAACCGCCACUAGCUCGCUGCCGCUGCGCCCGUCGCCGGGAGGGGGGAGGCGAAUUGUGUCGUCCCCCCGGCUCGCGUCCGCCCCUCCUCCUUUAUAGACGUCUUCUAGGGCGGUCUCGCCGCCGUUGGGAGGAGCCCAGGGAGAUUUGAGGGCUGACCUGCACUUGGGGCCGCCGGUUCGCCGCACGCGACGGGGAAAGGGGGGGGGCCUUCGCGCUGCUCCUGGUCCCCCGCGCUGCCCACCACAACAAUUCGG
This is a messenger RNA of Durotheca rogersii, 1198 nucleotides long. RefSeq lists its product as uncharacterized. Lineage: Eukaryota; Fungi; Ascomycota; Sordariomycetes; Xylariales; Xylariaceae. The record is from RefSeq and is a predicted model, not a curated record. Bases 320 to 955 code for a protein of 211 amino acids. The transcript has 2 exons.